GGGUUAAGGUUGAUCUGCAGCCAUAUAUAAACCCCUCUUUCCUCUCACACUUCACACUCUCUCCCAACACAGCAACAACAGUAACGGAACUAGAAACCAAGAUGGCCGAACAAACUUUCAUCAUGAUCAAGCCUGAUGGUGUUCAAAGAGGACUCGUUGGUGAGAUUAUCAGCAGGUUUGAGAAGAAGGGUUUCUACUUGAAAGGUUUGAAAUUCUUGAAUGUGGAGCGUGCUUUUGCUGAGAAGCACUAUGCUGAUUUGUCUGCAAAGCCUUUCUUCAGCGGAUUGGUGGAGUACAUUGUCUCUGGCCCUGUUGUUGCCAUGAUUUGGGAAGGGAAGAAUGUUGUGACUACUGGCAGAAAGAUUAUUGGUGCCACAAACCCUGCUCAAUCCGAGCCUGGAACUAUUCGUGGUGACUUUGCUGUUGAGAUUGGGAGGAACGUUAUUCACGGAAGUGAUUCUGUUGAAAGCGCCAACAAGGAAAUUGGUUUGUGGUUCCCUGAGGGACCUGCUGCAUGGCAAAGCAGCCUCCACUCGUGGAUUUACGAGUAAAGAUAUAAACCUGAAGUUGAUGGUGAAUUUUCCCAUUUUGAUCCUUUGCUGGAACUUUAUAUCAGUGUUUUGAAGCCUUGGUUUUGAUGUUAAGUCUAGUUAUGUCGUAUCUGUUGAAACAUGUUCACAUUCUGAAAAAUUUAAUCUGAACUUUAAGUUUUGGUUUGGUUUUCCCUUCGUUCGUUUA
Messenger RNA from Medicago truncatula (barrel medic), 738 nucleotides. Its product is annotated as nucleoside diphosphate kinase 1. NCBI's taxonomy places the organism in Eukaryota, Viridiplantae, Streptophyta, Magnoliopsida, Fabales, Fabaceae. The transcript is spliced from 4 exons. Gene Ontology annotation, molecular function: nucleoside diphosphate kinase activity. Gene Ontology annotation, biological process: CTP biosynthetic process; UTP biosynthetic process; GTP biosynthetic process. The record is from RefSeq and is a predicted model, not a curated record. The coding region runs from base 102 to 551 and encodes 149 amino acids.